CUGCGCGAGACCAAUACGCCUCAGAUUGGUUAACUAAAAAGGAGCGCGCGGCGCACGCAGGCAGGCAGGCAGCGAGAGAGCGGAGCGGAGUGCGCGUUGACAGCUGCCGUUAGAACUACAGGCGGCACGAGAUUUUCUGGACGGGCUCAGACAAAAUAGCCCCUUUCAAAUUAGUUGCCUCCAACCUUCAACUUUAAUAUCAAUUAACUCUGCAGACCCAUCAUCCCGGGACCAAGGCAGAGUGCUCGACCAUCUUAUUUCAUCCCCCCACCCGGUGCAUUGGAAUAACUGGAUCGCCGGGAGACAAGCGGCAGAGAGGGGCACAGGGGAGCAAAGACGGGACCGCUUUGAAGUUUUUCUCCCCCUCUUUUUUUUUCUUUUUUUUUUCUUCCCCAUCUCGUUCUUGAACGGAGCUCGUACUGGACAGGGGUGCCGCCGUUCGCCGCCCCCCCUCUAUCUAAUGCGUCGGCUGCCCACGUUUAAAAAUGGUACAAGUAUGCUGACAUUCGGACUAUCCUCCGCCUUUUCUUCACUUCGGUUUUAUUCGAUAUCGCGGUCCGAAAUGCAGCCCUGUCUUGUUUUCAUCGGCUUGUUUCUCUCGGCGGCUCAAACCCAAGACGUUCAUCCCUCCGAGCCUUCAUCCUUCAUCAGCGAGUCGUGUGACUCCCUGUGUUCCUGCGAGGCGAAGGACGGCGUCCUUCAUCUCAACUGUGAGCAGAGGAACAUCAGCAAAAUCUCCCAAAUCCAAAUCCCGUCAGGUGUCUCCUUCCAUCUGAACCUUUACAAAAACGACUUAGUCGAGCUCCGAGUCGAGGAAAUGGAAGGGCUUAGGGGCGCCCUUUCUCUGCACAUCGGGGGUAAUAGCAUACAAGAGCUGGAGCCGGGGGUCUUUAGCACUCUCGGAUCGCUGAAAAAGCUCCACAUAAAUAGCAAUUUUCUUGUCACCCUGAAAGAGGACACUUUUCAGGGUCUGGUAAACUUGGAGUUUCUCCAAGCGGACACCAAUUUCAUCCGGAUCAUCGAACCGGGGGCCUUCAACAAACUGAUCCGCCUCAAAGUCCUCAUCCUCAAUGACAAUUCCAUUGAGUUUCUACCCGGCAACAUCUUCCGCUUCGUGCCCCUCACCCACCUCGACCUGCGGGGCAACAAGCUGCAGACGCUGCCCUACGUGGGCUUCCUGGAGCACAUCGGCCGGAUCAUGGAGCUGCUGCUGGAGGACAACGACUGGACCUGUGACUGCGAUAUCCUCCAUUUAAAGACCUGGAUGGAGAACAUGAGGGCACAGUCGGUCAUCAGCGAGGUGGUGUGCAGCUCCCCGCAGCACCUGAAGGGCACCAUCCUGGCCAAAGUCAAGCGGGACGUUCUGUGCCCGUUCCACAAAGACCUUCCCCUUGAGGGACCCCCAUCCCUGGAUAUGGUUGUCACGCCAUCGACCAAGGUGGCUCAGGCUCCCAAACAGACACCAUCUCACAUUCCUGACAGUCCCUGCGUGGAGCACUGUUCCUGUCACAAUCACCCGGUGGCCGGUUUUUUGAUGCACUGCCAGGACCGGGGAAUUCAGAAGGUGUCUGACAUCGGAAUACUCCAGCAGAGCCCUACGAAACUGGUCAUGACAGGAAACAUGAUCCAGAAACUCUUCAAGUAUGACUUUGUCACAUACGACAGUUUGGAGUUGCUCAACCUGGCCAACAACCGGAUCGACUACAUCGACAACGAAACCUUUCUCAGCCUGAGCAGCUUGAAAAAGCUUCACUUGAACGGCAACCGGAUCGAGAAGCUUUUCUCCACCAUGUUUGUGGGUCUCCACAACCUGGAGUUCCUCUACCUGGAAUACAACCUCCUGAAGGAGAUCGCUCCCGGCACGUUCAACCCCCUGCCAAACCUCAAGCUGCUGUCGCUGAACAACAACCUGCUGAGCUCGCUGCCGGCCCAGAUAUUCCGCAACGUGCCCCUGACCAAACUGAACCUGAGGAAGAACCUGCUGAUGCACCUGCCGGUGAGCAACGUGCUGGAUCAGCUGGACGCGCUGGAGCAGAUCUAUUUAGAGGACAACCCCUGGGACUGCAGCUGCGACUUGCUCAGCCUCAAGCAGUGGCUGGAGAAGCUGAGGAAGGACACGGUGGUGGGCUCCGUUCUCUGCCACACCCCGAAGAAGGCGAUGCAGGCCGAGCUGAGAAGCCUCCACCACGAGACGCUCUGUCCCGGGUUGGGAACGUACAACCCGGGGGCGCAAGGCGGGGAGGAGACGGCCACCGCCACUCUGGGGCCCCCCGGCCAACGGGACAGGGGUCUGCUCAUCUCCCUGACCGACACCAUCCCGCUCUCCGUGCUCAUCCUGAGCCUCCUCAUCUUCGUCCUCAUGAUCAUCUUCUGCUCGGCCGGCCUGGUGGUCUUCGUGGUGCACCGGCGGCGGCGGAGGGCGAAGAAGAAAGCCGCAGAGGAGCCGGCGCGGGAGAACACCAGCAGCACGUCCCCCAUCCACUUGCAUUACAGCAUGUACGGGCAGAAGACCACCCACCACACUGUGACCCAGAGAGCGGGACCCGCCAGCCUGUACGAGGACAGGUCCCACAGCCCCAUCGUGCAGAUCUGCCGCAACCCCACCUACUGCGCGCAGCACAAGGGCCACGACUCCGACCUGGAUUACAGCCUGGACGACGCCAAGCACCACGUCUGCCGCAGCAUCAUGGAGAAGGAGAACACCUCGCCGCUGACAGGAAACCCCAGGUUCAGGGCCGUCGCCGAGGAGCGCCCGGCGGAGUUCGUGGCGCUGGGGACUCCCAGCUCCCUGUACAGGAACAUCCUGGAGAGGGAGAAGGAGCUGCAGCAGCAGCUGGGAAUAACGGAGUACUUCAGGAAAAACCUGCCCCAGCUGCAGCCCGGCAUGGACAUGCAGGUCCCAGGGCACCAGGAGGAGCUUAAGCUCAUGGAGACCAUAAUGUACGCGAGACCGCGCAAGGUCAUGCUGGAACAAACCAAGAACGAGUACUUUGAGCUGAAAGCAAACCUUCACACCGAGCCGGACUACCUGGAGGUUCUGGAGCACCAGACUGCUUUUAACUGAGCUGAAUUAUAGACGUUGUCAUUGUCUGAACCAAGUGCCUUAGCCUGUUUGCCCUCCUCUACUUUCCACAGUGUGAAAUGUAUAAACGUAGAACUAUGAUAAGAGAAAUAUAUAUAUAUAUAUAUAUAUAUAUACACACAUGCACAUGUUUUUAAUUGUAGCACAGAAUGUAAGCGUGUGAACUGUGUUAUCUGCUCAUCCGUCGAGGUGGCUGCUUAAAGGUGCAAUGUUUCAGAGGUGCACCGAUCGGGCUCUUCUCGGCUCAGACCGAUUUCUGGUCCGUCGCUCUAUGUGUCAAAUUUUGGCCAAUAUAGAUUUUUUUUUUCUUUAAAGAGCAAAAAUAAAAAAACAAACAGAGAGCUGGCAGUUACAAACCCAAAAAGAAAAGGGAGGCGUUGGUGCAGAUUUGUUUGAUGCACUUUAAGAGUGGAUCAAGGGUUGCAAUCUCUGGCCGGCUGAUCGGUGCAUCCUCAGGAGAGAAGUCUCAGCCAAAUCAAAACAUGGAGGAAGGAGUCGCCGUAUGCAGAGCAGGCCUGGGUUACAACCCCACAGUGAAAUCCACUCAAUCAGCUUUUUACAUGUGAUUAAAUUUUCAUGCUCCUACAGCAGCCUAGUGAAUUGAUCCACCCAGCACACCCCCCCCCCCCCCCCCACCUCCCAGGAUAAAGCAGAUGUUUGCAAAGAAUCGAGUGAAUUUCAAUCAGUGCUUGACCCAGAAUUCCGCUUAAUCAGUCUAUCCCGAUUCUGGCCGUGACCUGAUUACCCCCCACCCCCCCCCACCACCCCCAUUCACAAGAGCAGCUUUAACGCUGCAACCGGAGCGCUUGUUGUUGCCGUAGAGUCAGCAAGACAAACAGCCGAGUACACUGAGAAACAGCGACAGGAGCGCGGUUACAAGAUGUCCCCCUGACAGAUGAUUGAUCCAAGACGCUGCGGCGCCGCAGUCAGAGGAACUUUAUUUUUAUACCAGCCGAGCAGAUCAGUCAGGAAGAGGGGGAGUACAGUAUCCACACAACUUGUACAAACGCAUUGCACUAUUUAAACGCCAUAAGAUGGUGCAUGACAAUCAACUUAAAGUCCUGCUGAAAAAAAAAGGGUCUCCUUUUGGUUUUCCGCCAGAACUGAGCCGCUGCUACGUGCUCAUUUCGUGUGCUUUUUGUGUACGUGUGUGAGAUUGAUGCCAUUCUUCUAUUUUUUAUUAUUAUUAUUAUUAUUAUUAUUGUUUUGUUGGAUCAAUUAAAAAGCAUCCAGGAACAGCUGGAGAAAGACUUUUGCAAGAGCGAACCAGAUUCGGGUUCCUGUUUCCCCCCCCCGAGCGGCUCAUGUAAGCACACACUCUGUAGCUUUUUCUACCUUAACUAGAUUGACUUAUUUAUUCUGUACAUUUUGUAUAUACCUCUGUUCCGUUUCAUCCUUGGGUUUUUUCGUGUGCCUUCAGUGCUGUACAGAAUAUAAACAGAAGUUGUAUCUGAAAGAGGAAAAAAAAAAAUAAAGAAUUGCUAUACGACGUGAUUUUGGAAAACGGCGGCCUCGCCGCUUGUCGGCAGCGCUCCACCUCUUCACUAAUUAACACGCCGGCCAACCUGGA
Messenger RNA from Fundulus heteroclitus (mummichog), 4652 nucleotides. Its product is annotated as SLIT and NTRK-like family, member 6. Gene Ontology annotation, cellular component: membrane. Gene Ontology annotation, molecular function: protein binding. The record is from RefSeq and is a predicted model, not a curated record. The coding region runs from base 461 to 3064 and encodes 867 amino acids. Lineage: Eukaryota; Metazoa; Chordata; Actinopteri; Cyprinodontiformes; Fundulidae. The transcript has 2 exons. Gene Ontology annotation, biological process: axonogenesis; regulation of presynapse assembly; positive regulation of synapse assembly.